GAGGGUACAGUCUCCGCGGCUCGGGGGUAAGAGAGUCGGUUCUUGGUAUGAGGCGGAGUUCAGAUGCAGCGGACGUUGGGCGGUGCUGGGAAGUGAGAAUCGUUUGAUUCGUUAGACCCGCCGCCCCAUGGCUCAGGCUUCUCGCUCCGAUGGCCGUCUGCCUCCGCUUGCUACUGUGCCCCCGCUGUGGGCGCAACCCGCGGGCUCUCAGGAGAAGCAGUGGGAGGGAAGGCGGACGGGCGCCAGCCGCGGGGAGGUUCGUGGCAGACAGGGGCUACUGGUUGCCCGGAGCAUUCCCUGCCUGGAUGCACAGACUGGAGAAACUCUGGGAGGGCAGCAGUGCUGGUCGGAGUCGGCAGACGCAGGUAAGGAGCACGAGGCUGGCGCUGCGGACUGGAGGCGGGAGCCCGCAGCUGGCGGCCCGUUACCACUGGCGCUACAGCGUCUCCGGGCGGUGUUGCUGCGGUUGCACCGCGAGCGAGAGCAGCUCCUCCAGGCCCGGGAUUGCGCCCGCCACCUGCAGGCGGCGGUGCACCUCUUGAAGACCCUGAGCCCCCGCACUCCCGCCGGCGGCCCCGGCUCCUUCCCGGAGUUGUGCCGCGACUUGCAUCUGCACCCAUCUCGGGGGGCAGUUCGGAGAAUCGGCCUACGGGACACUCUCGAGCCGCUACUCCUAGCACGCCCCAUCGGACUAGCGGCCCACAGCUUGGAUGCUGCCAUCGAGAUGCAGCUUCGUUCUCUGGGUCGGGCGCCGGCUAGCCUAAGCCUGACAUCCCAACUCGCUGAACUGCUGCUGGAGCUUCCUGUCUAUCACAGGCUGCAGGGAAAAUCCAUGGGCCACCUCCCAAGGGCAGCGCGCCCUUUCUCCCCGGCCCGUGUGCUCCAUCUCCUGACUCGGGAGCGGGGUUGCCAGGUGGCAAGUCGGCUGGAUGAGGCAUUCAGAGGGUCGGACUUACGGGACCAUCUCCACAAGCGAUGCCAUGAGGAACGUGAGCUACUACCAGGACUCCUGGGCCUCAUAGGGGGUGUGUCGGAUUCAGUCAACAGUGGAUUGGGGCUUGGAGGGGCUGGAACCCUAUGGAGCCAAUAUUGGACCCUGCUGUGGGCAGCUUGUACUCAGAGUUUGGACCUAAAUCUGGGACCCUGGAGAGACCCCAGGGUAGCUGCACAACAACUGAGUCAGGCACUGGGUCAGGCAUCCCUGCCUCAGGAGUGUGAGAAGGAGCUGACUUCUUUGUGUCACAGCCUACUUCAUCAGUCUCUUAUCUGGAGCUGGGACCAAGGUUUUUGCCAAGCCUUGGGAUCAACCCUUGGGGAUCAGAGUAGCCCUGCCUCACCCUCUCAUACUACUCAACUGUUGCAGCAACUCUUUCCACCUCUCUUGGAUGCUCUCCAAGAACCGAGAUCAGGAUUGAUCCCCUGCCGGCCUCCAGGGCCUGCACCUGCUGCCCUGGGACUCUGUACCCUGCAGACCACCUUGCUCUGGUUCUUGAACAGAGCUCAGCAGAACCUGGCAGCAUGGACCCCAGGUUCCUUCCUGCUCCUGAUCCAAAAGGACUUACCUCCUCUUUUGCACGAGGCAGAAGCUCUGUCCAGCCUGGCCUCAGAGGAAGGCUUAGCCCUAGAGGUGGAGCAGCAGCUGGGCCUGGAGAUACAGAAGCUCACUACACAUAUGCAGCUCCUGCCGGAAGAGUCAUUAAGUCUCUUUUUCCAAGAAUGUCAUAAACAAGCUACACAGGGCUUCAAGCUGUACAUGCCACGUGGUCGGUACUGGAGGCUUCGUCUCUCUCCUGAACUUCCCAGUGUUCCUAGUGAGUAUGCUGGGUUGGUAGUCCGCACUGUACUGGAGCCUGUGUUGCAAGGAUUGCAGGGAUUACCACCCCAAGCCCAGGCCCCUGCCUUGGGUCAGGCGCUGACAGCCAUUCUAGGUGCCUGGCUCGACCACAUCCUCAUCCAUGGGAUCCGGUUCAGCCUGCAGGGAGCACUGCAGCUCAGACAAGACUUUGGCGUGGUCAGGGAGUUGCUUGAAGAAGAGCAGUGGGGCUCUGUCCUGGAGCUUCGACAGACUCUGUUCAUGCUCAGCAUCUUCCAGCAGCUAGAUGGAGCCCUGCUGUGUUUACUGCAGCAGCCCCUACCCAAGGCUGGAGUCCACAGGAGGCCUCCCUGUUGCUGUAUUUGUAAUGAAGUCCAGACCACAGAAUGGCCCAGCAGCACCCUCAACAGCCUGGAGAGCUUGGAGCCCCCUCUAAGGCCUGAAGCACCCCCAGCCCAGACCACUCAGUUGCUAAACACCCUGAGGGGAGGAGGACCUAGCCCUGAGGCUUACCUGGUGGGAAAUCAGCAGGCUUGGCUUGCCCUAAGGCAGAACCAGCACCCCCGUUGGCACCUGCCUUUUCUUUCCUGCCUGGGGACCAGUCCUGAAUCCUAAGGACCAG
Messenger RNA from Sciurus carolinensis (gray squirrel), 2435 nucleotides. It is a transcript of the gene Ccdc142, whose product is annotated as coiled-coil domain containing 142. The transcript is spliced from 9 exons. The record is from RefSeq and is a predicted model, not a curated record. NCBI's taxonomy places the organism in Eukaryota, Metazoa, Chordata, Mammalia, Rodentia, Sciuridae. The coding region runs from base 128 to 2428 and encodes 766 amino acids.